GUAAUUAUUAAUAUUUCACAAACCAGGUUGAAAAGGUUGAUUAUGGAAAAUUAUUCUCAAGUUUCUUAUUUUAUUCUUGUUGCCUACUUUGAUACUGGGAUUUUCAAGUACUUAUAUUUCCUGAUCCUAUUGUGUUUGUAUGUUUUAAUCAUCAUAUCCAAUGUUCUUCUGAUUGUGCUUAUCUGUGUGAACAGGAUCUUAUAUGAACCCAUGUACCUGUUUCUGUGCAGUCUGUUUGUUAAUCAACUCUAUGGUAGUACUGGGCUGUUUCCAUUCCUUCUGUUUCAGAUCCUUAAAGACAUUCACACUAUUUCUGCUUCGUUUUGUUUCCUACAGAUUGCCUAUGUUUACUGUUAUGCAGCUGUUGAAUGUUUAACCUUAGCCGUCAUGUCAUAUGACCGAUACUUGGCCAUCUGUUAUCCUUUACAUUAUAACACACGUAUGACGUCUCAUAAGGUUUUCCUCCUCGUUGCCCUGUCGUGGUUAUGCUCAUUCAUUACAAUGAUUAUCCUCAUAUCAUUAUCUGCUCCUUUACAGCUGUGUGGAAACAUUAUUCAUAAAGUCUACUGUGAUAAUUACUCUAUAGUUAAACUGGCCUGUUCUGACACCACAGUCAAUAACAUCUAUGGACUCAUCACAGUUGUUAUUGUUAUAAUAAUUCCUCUUUUUUUCAUCUUCUACACCUACAUGAGGAUCCUUAAAGUGUGUUUUUCUGGAUCUAAACAGACCAGACAUAAAGCUGUCAGUACCUGUACACCUCACCUGGCUUCAGUCAUUAACUAUUGCUUUGGGGCUUGUUUUGAAGUCAUUCAGAGCAGGUUUAAUAUGAACAAUGUGCCCAAUACAUUAAGAAUAUUUUUGUCGAUAUACUGGCUCACAUGUCAGCCACUAUUUAACCCUUUAAUGUAUGGACUGAACAUGUCUAAGAUCCGUAUAAUGUGUAAAAAUCUCUUUUCAUUCAGAAUAAGAUAG
This is a messenger RNA of Sphaeramia orbicularis (orbiculate cardinalfish), 972 nucleotides long. RefSeq names its product olfactory receptor 11A1-like. Lineage: Eukaryota; Metazoa; Chordata; Actinopteri; Kurtiformes; Apogonidae. Gene Ontology annotation, cellular component: membrane. The record is from RefSeq and is a predicted model, not a curated record. Gene Ontology annotation, molecular function: olfactory receptor activity; odorant binding; G protein-coupled receptor activity. Gene Ontology annotation, biological process: detection of chemical stimulus involved in sensory perception of smell; G protein-coupled receptor signaling pathway. The transcript has a single exon. The coding region runs from base 43 to 972 and encodes 309 amino acids.